UCAGAAGGUUCUUCGCUCAAAAGUUGACCUUCGAGCUCAUAGCUACACCAGCCAUGGCAGCCGCCGCCAUUCGUCCCAUGCGACUUGCUGCGUUAACGCAAUCGCGCUGCUCCAUAUUCCAAACUGCGUACAACCCUACGUCAGCACGUACCGGAGCCAAAUACCUUCGCGCACGACUUCGCGGGCCUUCUAUGGUCAACUACUACACGCCAGAAGCCAAUAUUGCGCAGAUCAUGAGACAAUGGUCUGAGUUGGAGAUGAGAAACGAUGCAGAGGAGGAAAGGUUACAGGAUGUGGAGGACAAGAAGAAAAGAGGGAAGGGUGCACCGAAGAAAGCCAAGGAGAAAGGCGACAGUCGCAGAGCCAGCAGGAGGCGUUGAUAGCCGCCUGUUACAUUUUUCUCGGUUGCUGGUGGUGCUUCUUAUAACAUGCUCAAAUUUAAUUAAUCACUGCACAUGUCAUGCAUGCAUGCAGUACCCAUCUCUGAGCCAUGAUACGAAGACCAAGUAUCAUGAAUCAUCCCGCUGCUUGUCAAUCCCAUUCAUUCAAUCGAAAUAUCUCUCGGAAUCUCCAUUAAAUAACCACAGUGACCCAUUUCGGUUCCCGUAUCGCUGGUUCAUCGCUUCUUAUCACUGACACUCAUUCUCCCAAAGUCUGGUUCAGUACUAAGCCCUUCCUCUAGUACCGGCUCUUCGACCAACACUAAGUUAUCACGCACAGUAACGGGGACAUCGUCAGGAUCCGAGAG
This is a messenger RNA of Suillus paluster, 748 nucleotides long. Its product is annotated as mitochondrial ribosomal subunit S27-domain-containing protein. The record is from RefSeq and is a predicted model, not a curated record. The coding region runs from base 54 to 380 and encodes 108 amino acids. Gene Ontology annotation, cellular component: mitochondrion. The transcript is spliced from 2 exons. NCBI's taxonomy places the organism in Eukaryota, Fungi, Basidiomycota, Agaricomycetes, Boletales, Suillaceae.